This is a messenger RNA of Funneliformis geosporum, 997 nucleotides long. Lineage: Eukaryota; Fungi; Glomeromycota; Glomeromycetes; Glomerales; Glomeraceae. The record is from the annotation of a GenBank genome assembly.
UGAAAAGGGAGCUUAUGAUCCAGAAACAAUGAUUUAUACUAAACAGGAUAUUGAAACUAUCGUAGAAUACGCUCAUCAUAGAGGAAUUCGUGUCAUCCCUGAAUUUGAUAUGCCAGGACAUACUUUUGCCAUCUCUUAUAGUAUGCCCGAGAUAAUUACUUGCCCAGACGUUCAACCAAAUUGGAAUGAUUUUGCCGCUGCUCCUCCAAGUGGUCAAAUAAAUCCCGUAUUACCGGCGACUUAUGAAUUCUUAAAUAACCUUAUUCCAGAAAUGACUUCAUGGUUUCCUGAUAAAUUUUAUCAUGCUGGUGGCGAUGAAGUAGUGAUGAAUUGUUGGAAUUCAACUGAAUCUGUUAUUGCUUACCUAAAAGAGCACCCUGACGAUACUUACGAAUCUUUAUUGGGAAUGUUCAUUAAUGAACUUCACUCACUUGUUAGGAAAAGUGGUAAAACUCCCAUUACAUGGCAGGAAAUGAUUGUUGAACAUAAUUUAACUUUACCUAAAGAUGUUGUUGUUCAAGUUUGGACGACUGAAGAUAAUAUUAAAAAAGUUACCGAACUUGGUUAUAGGGUGAUCACUGGUAGUGCUGAUUAUUGGUAUUUGGAUUGUGGUCAUGGUGGUUGGGUUGGUGAUAAUCCUAAUGGAAACAGUUGGUGUGACCCUUUCAAACAUUGGCAAAGGAUUUAUUCUUAUAAUCCAACUAAAGGUCUUAAGAAAGAGGAAGCUGAGCUUGUUAUAGGAGGUGAAGCAUUAUUAUGGUCUGAACAAGCUGAUCCAACAAAUUUUGAAUCUAAAUUAUGGCCAAGAGCAUCAUCGGCAGCUGAAAUCUUGUGGUCAGGUAAUUAUGAUGAAAGUGGCAAUCUACGCACUACAAAGGAAGCGUUACCCCGGUUAAAUGAUUGGAGAUUCAGAAUGGUAGCAAGAGGAAUAAAAGCAGAACCACUACAACCUUUGUGGUGUGUUAAAAAUCCCGGUAGAUGUGAUAUGCCACAUUAA